AUGCUUGCGAUAGCAACACAUGUUCCUACUCACGAGAAAACUUAUUCAUAUUCCAAGGGAAUCAAAUGCACGAUGAACUCUUUAAUUUUCCUCUUCUUAGGAGUGAUUAACUCUAAAGUCACACAAACAUGCGACCUAAUUCUCCCAACAGAGAUUCUACCACCUGUUGAAUUGACAUCGUUCUUGAGUACUCAGAUCAAAGAAUGCGCAGAACAAGAUCCACACGCACAUCUCGUCGUAAAUUUUCCAGCCGAAAAAAUGAAAAUUGCAUCGCUAACACUUUCCACAAAUACAACUUAUCAUUUCCCUAAGGGUUGUGAGAUAAUUGCAUCAGAAAACGAAGAUGAUUAUCAGGUCAUGCCGACUCUACCGAGCUAUUGCAUCGCAAGAGAUGGACUAGCAGCGAGCAAGAGUGGACUUUACCGCUCGGUUUUCUACGGCUCGCAAGUUGAAAACGUAUUCUUCACGGGCAAAGGAGUCAUAAAUGGAGAAGGCGUAAAUUGGUGGACGAGGAAUUCGGAAACCUUGAAGUUCGAACGGCCAAGGCUUUUUCAAUGUCUUGAAUGCAAAAAUGUCAAGAUCGAAAAGCUCACAUGGAAGGAUUCACCCUUUUGGACGAUUCAUUUUGUUUACUCUGAGAAUAUCGAGAUUUCUGAUGUUGCCAUUCUCGCUCAGCACAACAGCCGAAAUACCGAUGGAAUCGACAUUGAUAGCACCUCAAAUGUUCAUAUCCACGAUGUAUUCGUUGAUGUUGGAGAUGAUAGCGGCUUUGACUACUGUGGUAGAGAAUUUGGUAUGCCAACGAAAAAUGUGCUCGUGGAAAAUUCAGUCUUUAUUAAUGAAAACUUUGCUGUUGGGAGCGAAAUGAGCGGUGGUGUUCAGGAUAUUGUAGUUAGAAACUGUGUCUUUGGAAACUUCGACUCUGACGAGUUGUUUGAUGCAGGGAUUGACUUCAAGAGCUCUAUUGGUCGAGGCGGAAAAGUCUUCAACAUCACUUUUGAAGACUUGACUUUCCGAAAUUGUAAUGGACCGGUGAAGAUGUCGACGAUUUAUUAUUCAUCGUCAAAUGAAAGAAACGAAACGAGCAUCGCGGAGUUUUAUGAUAUAACCAUGAGAAAUUUGCAAGGAAGAGGGUUCAGACAAGCUGGCUGUUUUAUUGGGACUCCUGAGUAUCCUAUCACAGGAUUGACAUUUGAGAAUGUUCUUUACAGGGAGUUUGAAGAGUACCACUACUUCCAAGACUCACCGAAUCCAGAAGUCGCCGAUGGUGUUUUGGAGCCGCCGAUUUCUAUCAACGCUGAAAAAUGCUAUGUUUAG
Oikopleura dioica is the source of this 1317-nucleotide messenger RNA. The record is from the annotation of a GenBank genome assembly. NCBI's taxonomy places the organism in Eukaryota, Metazoa, Chordata, Appendicularia, Copelata, Oikopleuridae.